Messenger RNA from Lichtheimia ornata, 699 nucleotides. RefSeq lists its product as uncharacterized. Gene Ontology annotation, cellular component: proteasome core complex. NCBI's taxonomy places the organism in Eukaryota, Fungi, Mucoromycota, Mucoromycetes, Mucorales, Lichtheimiaceae. Bases 1 to 699 code for a protein of 232 amino acids. The transcript has 5 exons. The record is from RefSeq and is a predicted model, not a curated record.
AUGGAAUUCUCGAUAGCCAAUCCAACAGAAUACGCCUCCGUGCCAAUCGAGCAUCGAUUCGAACCUUACGAUGAUAAUGGCGGCACAAGCUUGGCCAUUGCUGGAAAAGACUUUUGCGUUGUUGCAUCAGAUACCCGACAAAGCACAGGCUACAACAUCAACUCUCGAUACGCGCCCAAGGCUUACCGACUUGCCGACAAUGCAGUGAUCGCCAUGAACGGUUUCCACGCCGACGGUCUUACCUUGAAGAAGGUGCUUGAUCAACGUCUCAAGUGGUACAAGUUUGCACACGACAAGGAGAUGUCUGUUACGGCUCUCGCCCAAAUGCUUUCAAUCACCUUGUAUCAGAAACGUUUCUUCCCUUACUACAGCUUUUGUUGUCUUGGAGGUGUUGAUGAGGAAGGUGUUGGUGCUGUAUACUGUUAUGAUGCUAUUGGUUCAUACGAACGCGAAAACUACCGUGCUAACGGCUCAGCAGCUGCAUUGAUUCAACCCUUCUUGGAUAACCAGGUUGGUCGCAAGAAUAUGCAAAACGUAUCAUAUCAGCCUUUGGAAUUGGAAGAAGUUUUGAAGAUUGUCAAGGAUGCGUUCACCUCUGCAACGGAACGUGAUAUCUAUACUGGCGACUGCUUGCAAAUCUUUAUCAUUAGGAAAGAUCAGGAGGUGGAAGUACAACAUUUCCCAUUAAAGAAGGAUUAG